Molecule: messenger RNA, 1011 nt
Organism: Ambispora leptoticha
Lineage: Eukaryota; Fungi; Glomeromycota; Glomeromycetes; Archaeosporales; Ambisporaceae
Source: the annotation of a GenBank genome assembly
AUGACUUCGUGGCAAACAAUUCGUAACACAAAUAAAAUAUCAGUGGAAGCUUUGCGUGCGCAACUCUCUAGCUUGGGACUAGAUCCUCGUGGGCGUAAAAGAGUGCUGGCUGAAAGAUUGAGGCAUUACAUGAAUCCGGUCAACGAAUUUUCUACCACCACCAAUAAUAACGCUAAUGGCAACAAGAACCUCACGCAACUUCUAAAUGAAAAACACAUACCAAAAGAUAAUAAAAAUUCAAAUGAAACAUUUGCACAAACUUCUCCAUCACUAUCAUCGUCACCGCCUGACCCAAUACAUUCAGAUCGAGAAGUUGAAAACGAAAAGCCUGUUGAAUUCUUUACAUCCUCGAAAUCAAAUCCUAAGCCUCAGCCGUUCGAACAUUACUUAUGUUUUGACGUUGAAGCAACUUGUGAAGAGGGCGGCACUUUCGAUUACUUUCAUGAGAUAAUAGAGUUCCCGGUCCUCUUAAUAGACAGUAAGAAUUUUGAAGUUGUUGAUGUCUUUCACUCAUACGUGAAACCCAGUGUGAAUCCGACCUUGACAGAAUUUUGCAAAAAGCUAACCGGAAUACCACAGUCUACCAUUGAUGCAAGCCCGUCGUUUCCAGAAAUGUUGAAUGACUUUCAACAAUUCUUGCAUCGAUAUCAGCUCUUCUAUGGAAGUUCUUGUGCAUUUAUAACGGACGGUCCAUGGGACAUUCGAGAUUUCAUUCGUAAACAAUGCAACAUUUCACAAAUACCACGACCAUCCUACUUCACACUUCCAUGGGUCGACAUACGAAAACUGUUUGCCGAGACAUACAACUGCGAAAGAUGCAAUAUCGAAGCCAUGUUAGCUUACUAUGGUCUACAAUUUGAGGGGCACCUACACUCUGGGAUUGACGAUACGCGAAAUAUGACAGUGAUCGCGAAGCGUCUUUGGCAGGAUGGCGUAGUGUUUAUGCCGAAUAGUGAGUUGUCGAAGAAUGGGCAUAAAAAAAAUCCUAAAUCUGCCAAAAGGCCCAAGUGA